Messenger RNA from Adineta steineri, 918 nucleotides. Lineage: Eukaryota; Metazoa; Rotifera; Eurotatoria; Adinetida; Adinetidae. The record is from the annotation of a GenBank genome assembly.
AUGGCAUAUCCAACUCAAUAUAAUACAGGAGAUUGUCCAGAUACUCACCCUGUUCGUUUACCUGGAAUUUUCUUUGAAGCUUUUUAUAGUAUCGAUAAAUUUCCUCAUGGAACAGGUCGACAACCAUUUGUUCUAGCAAAUGGUGAUCCAACUGGUUAUGGUUUUCAUGGAGAUUUUGUUAAUGGAUGGGAUUUUGAUAUAAUGAAAAAUAUGCUUUCAGAUAAAUCAUGUUUUGCAAGUAGUACUAAUCAAGGUAAUAAUCCUGAACGUUGUUUAACUUUAAAACCAUUUGUUAAAUCAUCUGUUGAUUCGAAUUGUGAAUUAACUAAAUCUAUUCCAUUAACUGAGAAUAUUGGAAUGGUUGAACCUAUUAAACGAUUACCUGGUUGUAAUCCAAUUACUUAUUCAAAUCCUGUUAUAUGUUCAGAAGGUAGUAAUCCUAAAUCAAUGGAUAAUACGGGUACUUUUCAUAUUCAAUCAAAAUUAACUGGUCGAUAUAUUACUUUUGAUCCUAUUACUCAAAUAGUCUAUGCUAAUGCAUCAAUAAUUAAUCCGAGUUAUCGAGAAACAUGGGGUUUAGGUUGGGCUACAAAAGAUUUAGGACGUACGAUACGUAAUACAGAACUAAACAGACAUUUUACAAUGCAAGAUAAACUCAAAGUUCGUGGUCCUGAAGCUAGUAAUUGGGAAAUAUUUAGUUUUGAACAACAUUCAACUAAUGAUUAUAUUGCUAUUAAAAAUCUUCGACAUGAUAAAUAUUUACAAGUUGAACCAGAUUUUACUAUCAGUGGUAAAGCAACAGUUAUUACGGAUGCUUGUCUUUUUCGAUUGGUCACACCCAAUGGUGGUCAUGUACCUGAAGGAUUAAAAAUAUCGGAUUUAAUCAAUUUACAAGAUUUAUCAAGUAGUCUCGGAUAA